Messenger RNA from Papilio polytes (common Mormon), 4647 nucleotides. RefSeq names its product tyrosine-protein phosphatase non-receptor type 61F-like (gene Bmptp-Z). Gene Ontology annotation, biological process: protein dephosphorylation. The record is from RefSeq and is a predicted model, not a curated record. Lineage: Eukaryota; Metazoa; Arthropoda; Insecta; Lepidoptera; Papilionidae. The transcript is spliced from 8 exons. Bases 263 to 1612 code for a protein of 449 amino acids. Gene Ontology annotation, molecular function: protein tyrosine phosphatase activity.
GAGCGUUCAGGAGGCUUGUGCGGACAAUUGCGUUUUUACUAGUUUUUAUAUUUAUACACUUAUUUUACAUAAAAGUAUAUCAGAUACGAGCAUACCAGCACCGCCGCUUUACUUUUAAAGUAAAAUAAUAAAAAAAACUUCAUUUAGCACCUUCUAAAUUACUAAUAUUUGUACAUACAACAUACCUCGAUCAUUGCGGCGGCAUCCGGUUGCAGCAAAACACCGAUUCUUUGUUCGUGCAAGUUGGGAAUGACAUAGCAUCAUGUACAACGACGAUAGAACUUUUGAUGAUAUCGAAAAAGAUUUUAAUGAUAUUGAGGCCACGAAAGCGUGGUCAAAAGUUUAUCAAAAAAUUGGCCGCUCAUGUAUAUCUUAUCCAUAUACAUAUACAGAAGCUAAGCGGAUAGAAAACAAAGAGCUAAACCGCUACCGGGAUGUAUACCCAUUUGAUCAUACUCGUGUCAUUUUGAAAAGAAGCAAGACUGAUUACAUCAAUGCCAACAUUGUGCCAGUGGAACGUGCAAAUAAGAAAUAUAUAUUAACACAAGGACCACUUGGUUCAACCGUUGGACACUUCUGGUUGAUGGUUUGGGAGCAAAAUAGUCGCGGUAUAGUAAUGUUAAACAAAAUCAUUGAGAAGAAUGAGUGUAAAUGCUUCUAUUACUGGCCCCAAGGCACUGGUGAAGAGUUCAAAUUAGUGCUUAAUGAUGUGAAGUUAACAGUAGAACAGAUCAGUGAGACAGAAAAUCCUGGUUACUUCACUAGAUUGUUUAAACUUGUGGACAUGGAAACACUGGAAUACCGAUUAGUGUCACAUUACCAUUACAUAACUUGGCCUGACUUUGGAGUGCCAUCUUCACCAAUGGCAUUCCUCGACUUUUUACUUACUGUACAAAAGUCAGGUGCUUUGGAUGCUGAAGCUGGCCCACCGAUUGUCCACUGCAGUGCAGGCAUUGGACGCUCCGGAACAUUCUGCCUAGUGGAUGCAUGCCUUUCUAUAAUAGAAAAGGAAGGACAGAAGUACAUUGAUAUUCAGCAGAUGGUUAUGGAAAUGAGGAAGAGCCGAAUGGGUUUAAUCCAGACAGCUGAUCAAUUGCGCUUUGCUUUCCGUGCAAUUAUAGAAGGAAAUAAGAAACUGCAACACAAACACACUAUGGAUGAAAGUAUUUACUCAGAGGUUAUUGAAGGAGAUGAGGAGACCGCGCCGUUGCCGCCGCCGCGAGGAGAGAGCCUCAGCAAAGCACCAGCUCGACCGCUGCCAGCUAUACCUGCCAGCGCUUCCCUUGGAAAUAUGGUGCAUGCUUUGAUAUCUGAAUGGUCAAGCUCCGAUGAGGAUACUACAGCUGUUCCGGCUCAGGAGGAAACGAAGGUCGUCCCGUCUGAGGAAGAAGAUAAUGACGUCACCUUGCCAACUGAGAGCAGUGAGGCGUCGAGUAGUCUGCGGCGGCGGAACACGAGCGAGCCGCCCGAGGACGCGCCGGCGAAGAAGCGACACGCAAGAAAAUCAUCAAAUCAGUGGAAUGCUAUCAGGAGGUCUCUAUUCAAGCCAGUUACUCUUACAUUUGGCUUCCUACUCGUCGGCAUCUUUAUAUACUCAUAUGUGAAACACUAGAUAUAUUCGUUUAUGUUAUAUUUUUAAUGUGUGAAUUAGAAAGGUAAAAGAUUAAUUCAGCUUUAAUGCUCCGUCUAAUUUGGAGCUCUGGUAUAUUAUUUAUAGCAUAGGAUGUCUUUUAACCAGAUAGAACGAGAUACUGGAUGCAAAUGAGAAGACGGCACGAGGUGUUGGUGCCUUGCUAGAAGCUUUUGCCCGGCAUGAUUCGACUGUUCGGGCUGGGGAUUGAACUAGAGAGCACUUUGUUAGACGGAAUAUUAAAAUUAAGGAAUAUUAUUGGGGAAUAAAAUGUACUCGAAAAGGACCUCACACCGAGCAACAUGUAUGCAUGGAUUUUUGAAUGUAGAAGCCUGAAAGAGAUGUGCUAGGUCCGCGUAGGUCCGAAAUCUACCUAACCCUCUGGGUCACGGGCGUGAGUUGUAUUAUUUUUGUUGUUAUCUUUAAUAAUGAACCUUCUUAGCGGUCUUAAUACAUAGGUUUAUUGUCUUCACCGCUUGUGAAAUCUUAAUACAAGAUUUAAUUACCUUGCCCGUGUAAUGUGUAUAUAAAUAGUAGAAAUGAUCGAUUUAAAUUACGGGUCUUUGUUAUAAUUGACAUCGCGCAUCAUUUCAUCACAAUAUUCAUCACACCUUUGAUACAAAAUAAUAAUAAUCAAUAUUUAUGUUAAAUUUAAGAAAUAUUUUAAUCCAGAACACCAAUAAUGUUUUAAUGGAUAACAAUAUAAUUGUUUCAUGAUAAUUUAUGUAAAUAUGUAGGUUUUUAUUGAUAAGACAUUUCGAGAGCCAGUUACAAUUUCUUAUUAUACAUAUGAAUUUUUAACUUAAUAACUUUUAUAUCGAAGUAAAUAUACAUUGUCCUAUUCAAUCGAAAUACUCUAGUAUGUUACUAACGUCCUAUAUAUAAUAUUACAAAAAGACUUACGAAAUAUAACCGCUCGUACCAAAUAAGCCCUUUACAGAAACACCAAUACUGCCUAUAUGUGUAUUUAUAACUAGCACUUUAGAUUACUAUAUUUAACCUUCGACAUAAUAGCAAAUUUUUUUUUGUUUUUGUUUGUAUUUAAUAAGGUAGUUUGCAAGAAAUAUGAAAUUGUGUCCGUGCGUUUGCACAAAUUAGUUGAUAUCAUUUUAUAACAAUAUCAUUUUUGUGAAAUAUUUACAGGUAUUGAAUAUUAUAUGAAAUAAUUUAAUUCAAUUAUGUAAUUUAAACUAAUAUGAGCUUAAUCUCAUUAGAUAAAUAUUAGCAUGUAGUUAGUUUGUGUGUGUUUGUGUAAUAUAUAAAUUUAUUUAUAUGUAGACUGAAUUAUUUUUAUCAAAACUUUGAUUUUGUCAACAAGCAAUGUUUUAAAAAGUCUACAGUCUAUGAUUUUAUCUUGGAAUUAAUUCAAAUAUAUAUUUACGACGACUUUAUGAGAGGAAUCCAUCGAAAUGUAUGAAGAAUCAAUUGUCGACAAAAAGCAGUAACUCUGGAUGAUGUUACAGUGAUUGUAAAUAAAUAUGAUUUAGUAGAGUUUAGUAGAUCGAAGUUUCGGACAAAAUCAGCUUAUUUUUGAUUCUUGAAUUAGUGUUCCAAAAUUUCGAAAUUCCAAAUAAAAUGCAUUGCAAAUACUAAGAAUGUAAAGAAUUGCAUUUUGUCGAUUUUUUAUAUGAAAUUUGUUUUAUAGUGAAACCAUGUUAAUUGUUUAUCGUAAAUAUUGUAUUUGUAAAUAAAUACAAACACACACAAAUAAAUAAAUUAAGGUAGAAGCCGCGUGUGUCGAGUAAUCAAUGAUAAUAUUCGUAUGAAAUUAUAAUUAUAUGAAACUUAGUUAAGUAUGUAGAAGCUGCUUGGAAUGUAAGCAGUACAAUUAUGGAGGAGUUUAUUAAACUUUGACUGUUUAUAAUAUUAUUUUAGUUUUGGUCUCGCAACUUAUGCAAAUGCGGAAUUGCAAAUUUGUUAGGCACAAAUAAUCAUUUUUAUUGUGUAUCAGAUCUUUUUUGUUAUGUGAAUUGAAUUGUACAGAAUAUGAAUUCAUGUGUACACUUGUUAAUUCAUUAAUAAUGAAUUCAUAUUGUAAAUCCUCACGUGAUUUUUUGUCAUGUUUUUUUUGUCUUUUACAACUUUAAUUAAUAAUGCAGAAGGCAUUUGAAGUUCAGUACCAUCAAGUUAUCUGAUGAGUUCACUUCCAUACGUAAAAAUAGUAAUGGCGCUGAACGUAUUAAUAAUUAAAGAUUAAGGGCUAGUGUUAGGAUCUUCUUGUAAAUGCCAGGAUUAAAAUUAAUAAAGUUAAAUAAAACAGGGCUGUGCAGAACUCUCCAACUGUUCACUGUUCUUGUGGUUGGCUAAAAUUUUGAUUUAUCGAAAUUGUGCAAAGGAUGAAUUUUAAAUGGCGAGUUAGUGGUUAAAUGUUGUGUCGUUGUCGUUAAAUACAUUGUAAGCAAAAUGCUUGUGUCCCUUAUUGCUGAAUCCCGCCGCUGCGCCACAUUCCGCUUUGCCACAAUUUUAUUAUUUCAUGUAUAAAUUAACAAUAUCCCCACUACCAUUAAAUAUACGAAAAUUUGGUAAUAUGUGUUUUAAGCAUUUUUUUAAUAAGCACAGUAUUGCAGUAACACUUUUGUAUAUUUAAAGUUGAUUAGCUCUUAGAAUGUUUGUAUAAUAUAAUUAAUAUAAUAUAAUAUGUAUAAAACAAUAUUGACAAUUCUCUAUUAACCUAUUGUAAAAUAUGCAUAACUUAAAGCAAUUAGCCCGAUGGGCGAGGCCUCUUAACAAUAUAUUGAAGAGUAUAGUGUUGUAGUGCGAAACUGUGUAUGUGUUACUGUAAGGCCUCGAACUCCGGUACAAUAAGAUUUACAAAACUAUACGUGGUAAAAGUCCGUAAUUGAAAUCUUGAUAAUUUAUUAAUUGUAUACAGCGAAAUGAACAGAAUUCUUCACUCUUCCCGUAUAUCUGGUUGUCGUACUUUACAGUAACAUUAUAUACUUAAAGUUGGAUAAAUAAUGUUAAUCUAAUAGAAUCUAUGUAAUGCGUAUUAUGUGGCAUGUAUAAAACAUUACAUA